GUGUCACGCUUUUCCAGUCUUGUGACCUAUUUUAUUUUAUGUACAUAGCACCGACUAUAACAGUUAUGGUCGUUUAAGAAAUUAGAUAAGAUUGGAAAGUUAUUGAAACCCAAGCGUGUGUAUUGAAUUGAUAUUUAAAUACUGGACAGAUCGUUUUAGUAUGACGAAGUACAAGCGUGUUGGACUGUUUCUAACGACUACAGCCUCAAUCUAUGCAUAUGCAUUGAGUUUCAAUGUCACUUCUGUUGGUCUAGAAUUGGGCAAUGUUUUCACUUUCAAAGGUUAUGCAGGAAAAUUUAAAUAUUUAACAUUUUGGAAUUUGUCUAUCCAAACAAUAUAUUUUGCUUUGUCACUGGUGAAUUUUGUUAUCGGAAGCAAUGUUCCUCCGACUGCUGAUCCUAAAAGGAAGACAGCUAUUCAAAAAUUCAGAGAUUGUUUUCAUGCCACCAUAGUAUUUCCUACAGGAAUGUUUGUAGUAAUGACGUUCUGGGCUAUCUAUGCAGUAGAUCGAGAACUAGUCUAUCCUGAAAGUUUAGAUAAGAUUAUCCCUGCUUGGGUUAAUCAUGUUAAUCAUACAUUUGUAUUACCUAUUUUACUUAUUGAAAAGUACUUAAUUUACCAUCAGUAUCCUAAUAAAGGAAAGGGUAUUCUAGUAAUAUUAGCUUUUGCACUCACAUAUUUAGUCUGGAUAUUAUGGAUUGCAUACAAAGCCGAUAUUUGGGUAUAUCCUGUAUUAAAAGUUCUAGAUACUCCACAGAAAGCUAUAUUUAUUUUCUUUCUUAUGUUAUUAUUUGUAUCAUUAUACCUGAUUGGAGAAGGACUUACUAUUUUUUUAUGGCGAAAAACUCCAAAGCAGAAAAGGCGUUAAAUUAGCAACUCAAAACUAUUAGCUACAAUGAUUUUAUUAGGAAUUAUAAAUUUUAGAAGAGCUCUUUUCUAAAACACUUUACUAUAUAUUUCAGUAUCUUAAAGAUGAUUUUAAACCAAUAGCUAUUUGACAAAAGAUAUGUAUGAGAAAAAAAGAGAGGUUCUGAAUGGAACUGAUUGUGUUUUGUUAAAGAGCUGUUAAUUUAUAAGCUUAUCUUUCCCACUGCAUUCCAUUUAUGUAUUCCUGUACAUAACUGUGUUAUCUUAAGUUUGUGUAAAGUGUAGUCAAAGUGUGCAUAGAGCAUGCUCAUGUGUGAGAAAAACGUUUUUUGUGUCUGACAAUUAAAAAGCUUAUGAUUGAAACAUUUUUGUAUCAUCUGUCCACAUUGAAUAUUUUGUCUUAUUUUCCUUCCAAGUGAGUAUUGAGCUUUUUAAUAUUUUACCCUGUGACAACUACAUUAAAGGAGGAGUCAAGCUGUUGCAGAUCCUUCAUAUUUUAUUCAUUAUCAGGUAUUAAAAUUGUUUUAUCUUUGCAGAACCUGAAGUACAAUUCAUUUUGUUGUUAAUUAACAAAUGUGACAUCAGCAGUUUAACUCUCAGAUACUUUUUAUAAAUAAAACCAUGUGCUUGUGCAAUAAAAGCUAUUUUCGUACCCUAUAUGUCUGAAUUUGAAUCACCCUUUAAAAUUAUUAGCAUAUAUGCUACUAGGGAUGACUUCACAGCUGUGAUGUUAAUUAAAGGAUAAACCUUUUAUACCGUAUAAACGGUAUUUAGUAAUCCAACAUGUUAAAUACAUGAAAAACAGCAGAAUCAUUGUAGAAACUUUGCUCCUAUUAAAAUUCAGUAACAUAUUUCCAUAGAAUUGUUGUUAUUAUGCUAAACAAUUUGUACCAGCUAGACUUCUCCUUUAAUUGCAGUAUGAACUAAAUCAUUACCUAUAAAUUUAUAUUUUACAUUGUUACGCUCCUGUUUUCAUUCCAGGUUUGUCCACUAGUGUGUCUAAUACUAUUUUUUUUUAUUCAAAAUUGUGUAUAAUAUUGUACAAAAAUAUACAUUGUAGCAAUUAUAUAGCUAUAAAUAUGGAUAUUUAUCUGUAUUUUUGGUUAUUGGGUAGGCUAGUAUAAAUAAAGUAUUAAUUGUAUUUACCUAGUCCAUCUUUAAAAAUUGAGAAGAAAUGAAUAAAAAUAGACACUGUUUGUCACACUGAAAGACCUCAUUUAUGAACCUUAUUUAUGUGAACCUUUGGUUGCGGUGGACCUCUAUUUGUUAUAGUAUUUAUGUAAUAUUAAAUUAAAGGUAUUUGCAUUAAUGUAGUGUAUCUUUCGCUACACGUUUUAAUGCUAAAGAGUGUUAGAUACUUUAAAAAAAAUAAUGUUCAUUGGUGGCUGGUGAUCUGCAGUUUAUUAAGGGCAGUUAACUGGUGCACAUUUAUGAAAGGAACAAAUAUUUAAGCAUGUGAACAAAAAUUGCUUUUUGUGAAAAUAAAUAAAUAAAUCAACCA
This is a messenger RNA of Patella vulgata (common limpet), 2368 nucleotides long. RefSeq names its product androgen-induced gene 1 protein. Lineage: Eukaryota; Metazoa; Mollusca; Gastropoda; Patellidae. The transcript is spliced from 6 exons. Gene Ontology annotation, cellular component: endomembrane system; membrane. The record is from RefSeq and is a predicted model, not a curated record. Bases 161 to 868 code for a protein of 235 amino acids.